AUGUCGUGUUCAGCAGAGCACUAUGACGGCUGUUUCCCGGUCACUGCCUUGAAAGAGAUCCAUAUAGCAUCUUCAAGAUAUCUUCUCAAAGGUCAAGGACCUUUCGUCUCUGUGAUCGAUGUCAAGAGCGGGGAGACUAUUCACAAGCUCAGAGUUUUCCGACGGAACAAUGUCCACGGUUUCAUGAUUGAUGAGCUGCGGUGCAGAGAGCAAGACAUCUUUUCUGUACUAGUGUGGGGUGGUUCUUCUUUACGGGUUAUUCGUAUCCUUAGGCAGCAGGGCGACAAACUUCAUCUUCGGAUUGUGUGUGGAACGUUGGAACAUGCUGCUCCUGACUGGAUAUAUGAUAUCUGUCCAGCGCACAUCGAUGAUACUUCGAAUCUUGCUUACUUGAUUACCGGUCACAACUCUGUCUUGUCGAUCAAAUUGAAGCAAGCUGACGGUUCCAAAUAUUCCGACGCCAUACAACUGAGGCGUCUGGUCAGUGGCGUCAAGUCUACACUAUAUUCUGCCGACAUAAUAACUCUCUCUGCUUCACAUAUCCUCAUAGCCGCCGGCACUGUCUUUGGCGAGAUUAUCGUCUGGUCUUGUUUUAGGCAAGAUGGUACGGAUGCAAAUGCGUCUACGGUUACAUCCUCAAUUCACCACUUUUUCACCGGCCACGACGGUUCAAUCUUCGGAGUCAGUAUUUCCGACGAACUACGCCUGAAUAAAGCUGGAAAGGAGCAACGCGUGAGACUCCUCGCUAGUUGCAGUGAUGAUCGCACGGUCCGGAUUUGGGAUAUCUCGGACUGCAUCCAUACCACUUCCGCAGAUCGCGCGGCAUAUGUGACGGAUGGAUUUGACUUACGAAGCACAGGCUUCGGAAGUACUGCACCAAAGAACAUAUCAAGUGGCUCUGAGUCGGCUGUUGCCAAGGGCUGGGGUCAUAGUUCUCGUGUAUGGGGGGUUUAUUUUUUGCCUGUCAGAGGCAACAGUACAGCUACGGUGAAUCUUGUCUCGAAAGGGGAGGACGCUACAAGUCAACUGUGGCGGCUAGACUUGACGAAUUCAAAGACAGAUGGCAAUUUUCAGUAUGAGUUGAGCAAUAUCACGUCACUGAGUCAUCAUGCGGGAAAGCAUAUCUGGUCAUUAGCAUUGUCCAAAGGAGAUGACGAUACGCUAUCCAUAUUUACAGGGGGAAACGAUGGGGCGGUCAGGACGUAUGAGCUGGCUUAUACUGCAAACCACGACGAUGAUUUAUCUUUAGGCAUAUCACCUUACAGCCCGAGAACUCUGUUCAAAGCCGCAUAUUCCAAGGUCGACGCGAGCGGUCUCACGCCGCGAAGCUUUGCUUUUGUGUCGAAAGAUAGUUUCGUCGUGGUCUAUGUCGGGGGGAUUGUACAGUUGGGGACUUUGACUCUUGCUUCUCACACACUUAAGCCACAGAUAGAAUGGGAGACUUUGUCUACGGAGGAAGAUAUACGCUCUUAUUCGACAAUAGCUUCCAUUUCAAGCCAGGGUCUUGCGAUAAUUGGUGGCUCGACCGGAAAGCUGUUUCUAUACAACCACACCACUAGAAAGUUGACGAAUAUGAUACAGGUCCCUCGUCGUCCUGUGAAAAUUGUAAUGUUGGAUGCUGAGAUUGACGAUGUGUCCGCUCCCCGAAGCUUCACGUUCCUUGUGGCAUAUCCCCAAUUUGAAGAAGCGCAUUUGUUCAACGUCGACAUGGUCGAAGGCGGCUAUGAUGUGAAACAAACGACCCUGGUGUUGCCUCCGGCACUUGCAAUUUCAACGGGAUCUAUCGUCUGCCGGGGCAAAUGUAUUGCUAUUGGUGGUAAAAUGGGCCAGCUUCUACUAUACUGCCUGGACGCUUCAAAAGAGAGACUCGAGUACUCGUUUGUUAUGUGGCGAGCUCAUGGAAGAGAAUCUUUGAACUUUAUUAGUUCUAUUGAUGAUGAUGAGAUUCCCGAUGCGGGAUACGUGAUGACCGGCGGUGGAGAUGGUCAUUAUUGCGCAUGGCGACUAUACAGGCGAUCAGAUGGUGAUGAUAGAUGGAGUUUACAACAAAUCCACCGCUCAUCGGCGCCGUUAUCACAAAUAGAAGGCGCUUAUUUCGAUGACCACACUGGACAGUUCAUCCUUUACGGUUUCCGGGGCGUAGCUCUCGUCCUAUGGAAUGAGACCACUCAGACGCAAAUAUUGACACUUGAUUGCGGUGGUGUGAACCGAUUCUGGAACUUCAUGCCCGAUCCCCUCGUCCCAGGAGCGGGCACGAUAGUCUGGAUUCAAGCACGAGCGCUGCAUGCAGUUGUUGCAGAUUCUGUUCUUCAUCGUCCUCUGCAAAUGGGAAGUCAUGGACGGGAACAAAAGACUUUGGCGGUAGCCAAAGCAGGUAACCAUGGAGGACAAGCGCUGCGAUUAAUAGCUAGCGGAGGAGAAGAUACACUGAUCCGUAUCUCGGUGCCGUCGCCAAAAUCAAAAGACAGCAGCAGCACGUGGAACUCUGUGCAGUGUUUGCGUAUUAUGAGUGCUCACGUCAGUGGUUUGCAGCAAAUCAAGUGGUCGGAUGAUGGUAGAUUCGUAUUCUCAAGCGGCGGUAGAGAGGAGUUUAUGGCGUGGCGAAUUCGAUCAGAGCCGAAACUGGGUAUCACGGCAUUGUUGGAGGCCGCGUGUCCACGCGAGGAGAUGGAGAUAGAGCUUCGCGUUACUAGUUUUGACGUGCUGCGUAUGGAGUCAUCGGGUGAGGAAGAUAGGUUUUUGCUGGCUCUCGUAUAUUCGAAUUCUACCGUCAAGAUAUUCUCAUAUACAAGCUCGAUGGACUCACAUGCCUAUCAGCUCCUUGGAAGAGGGACCUAUUCUACAAAUUGCUUGACAGAGGUCCAUUUCAUGAUCCGGAAAUCGAGAGUAUUCCUCGCUACAGGAGCUACCGAUGGAUAUCUUGCUGUCUGGCCCGUGGAAUGGAUUACGCACGAGGGGUCUGACAAGUUCUCUGUGAACGCGGCUUCCGACGUCCAGACAUUGACAUGGGAACUGCAUCAUGCCGUUCAUACCAGCAGCAUCAAGACUUUGGAGCACGACGAAAUUCUUCCAGGGUAUCAGCUCCUCGUCAGUGGCGGCGAUGACAAUUCCUUAUCAGUCACGCUCGUCAAGCUAGAUGAUGACGACGUUCGCGUAGUCAGCAGCGUCUGCGUUGGGAACGCGCACGCAUCGGCGAUAACGGCAGUCAAGAUUUUGAGCUUUUAUACAGACACCACUACCACGGUAGAUAUCGCAUCGUCUGGUGGAAACGAUCAACGAGUCAAACUGUGGUCCGUUGUUGUUGAUUUAGCGAGGAAAACGCAGGAACCAGUGAUCACGAUCUCACUGAAAUCAGACCAGUAUUGCCCUGUGGCUGAUAUCGCGGCUAUGGACGUCAUGGAAAUUGCCGAUACUGCAGGCACUACGAAGAGGGUGUUGGUCCUGGGAGGUGUUGGGAUGGAGAUGUUGAGCAUCGGCGCUGAUCGAAACGUAGCGUAG
This is a messenger RNA of Talaromyces marneffei, 3498 nucleotides long. RefSeq lists its product as uncharacterized. Gene Ontology annotation, cellular component: cytoplasm. Gene Ontology annotation, biological process: tRNA methylation. The record is from RefSeq and is a predicted model, not a curated record. The transcript has 3 exons. The coding region runs from base 1 to 3498 and encodes 1165 amino acids. NCBI's taxonomy places the organism in Eukaryota, Fungi, Ascomycota, Eurotiomycetes, Eurotiales, Trichocomaceae. Gene Ontology annotation, molecular function: protein binding.